GGAUGAGACAGGCAGCGAUACAGGACCAGUUGGAGAUUUCAUCACUGAUCACGACAGAAUCCCUGUGCAUCACGUCAUGGGAGAUGGAUGAAGUGGGCUGUGGGUUCAACAUCUGCCAAAACCUCCCAGAUCAUCCCCCGAGGAACCUCACCCUGGAGUCACUCUGUGACCUGUUGAUGUGACGUCACUUCAGAGGGCAUCUCAAUGCCACAGAACAAACAGACUGGGGAAGGUGUGAAGGUGAGUGCAUGCGUGCAGCAUGACCGUGAGGAGCUCCAUUUCUACCCACAAAGAAACAUUAUGGAAGCAACGCCGUAACUUCAUAAGAAGGUUUGAAAUGGCAGAACACUUGUGUACAGGAAUCUCAAACACAACAAUACAUCAGUUUUGUUGUCUUUGUCUGGAUAUUUAAGGAGCGGCCGAAUAUUUUCUUUGCAACACCAACACAUCUGCUGUCGACCCUUGGAGAUGAAGAAGUAUCUCAUCCCAGCUGGAAAUGUAUUUGUGUUUGAAAUGAAUUUUUCUGUUGUAACUCAGUGAAAUCCACUGGAACCAGGAGCUGAGAACACACCAGCAUUAAUUCACUCGAGAUCAGUUCUUAAACUGCAUUGAUUGUAUAAGGGAUUGAAACAUCUGUCUUUCUGAAUUGCCAGAGAAUUGAUCGUAGUGAGAUAUCAUUCUCCUUCUCUCAGUGUGGGAAGGGAUUCACUCACAGGCUACCCACAGACACACCAGUGAGUUCACCGUGGGGGGAGGCCAUUCACCCGCUCUGUGUGAGGGAGGGGAACCACUCAGUCAUCCAGUCUGAAGAUACAUCAGCAAGUUCACAGCAUAGUGAGGUGCUCCACCUGUUCUGACUGCGGGAAGCCAUUCAUUAUGUCGUCGAUGCUAAAGGUAAAUCUGAAAAUUCACCAGUGAGAGAACGGUAACCUGCUGAGAUGGUGGGAAGGCAUUCACACACUCAACCACACCACAGUGACACCAGCGAGUUCACACCGGGGAGAAGCCAUUCACCUGCUUUGAAUGUGGGAAAGGAUUCACUUAAUCAUCUCAACUGAAUGAACACCAGCGAGUCCACACUGGGGAGAUGCCAUUCACCUGCUCAGACUGUGGGAAGGGAUUCACUCGCUCAUCCAAACUACAGAGACACCAGCGAGUUCACACUGGGGAGAGGCCAUUCACCUGUUCACACUGUGGGAAAGGAUUCAUUCAGCGUUCUCAGCUACUGAUACACCAGCGAGUUCACACUGGGGAGAGGCCAUUCAAAUGCUCAGACUGUGGGAAGGGAUUCAGUCAGUCAUGCACACUCCAGAGACACCGGCGAGUUCACUCUGGGGAGAGGCCAUUCACAUGCUCAGACUGCGGAAAGGGAUUCACUCUGUCAAAUCAACUACUGACUCACCAGCUUGUUCACACUGGGGUGUGGCCAUUCCAGUGCUCUGAAUGUGGGAAGGGAUUCGCUCAGUCAGCUCAACUGAAAGAACAUCAGUUCGUUCACACUGGGGAGAAGCCGUUCACUUGCUCAGACUGUGGGAAGGGAUUCACUCACUCGUCCACACUACAGAGACACCAGCGAGUUCACGCUGGGGAGAGGCCAUUCACAUGCUCUGAAUGUGGGAAAGGAUUCGCGGGGUCAUCUCAACUGAAGCAACAUCAGCGAGUUCACACUGGGGAGAGGCCAUUCACCUGCUCAGACUGUGGGAAGGAAUUCACUCGGUCAAGUCACCUACUGACUCACCAGUUUGUUCACACUGGGGAGUGGCCAUUCCGCUGCUCUGAAUGUGGGAAGGGAUUCACUCGCCCAUCCACACUACAGAGACACCAGCGAGUUCACACUGGGGAGAGGCCAUUCACCUGCUCAGACUGUGGGAAGGGAUUCGUUCAGCAUUCUCACCUGCAGACACACAAGUUAGUUCACACUGGGGAGAGGCCUUUCACAUGCCCUGAAUGUGGGAAGAGAUUCAUUCAGCGUUCUCACCUACUGACACACAAGUUAGUUCACACUGGGCCGCUGCCAUGCACAUGCUCAGACUGUGGGAAGGGAUUCACCCAUUCAGCUCAACUGAGGGAGCAUCAGCGAAUUCAUACUGGGGAGAAGCUGUUCACUUGCUCUGAAUGUGGGAAGGUAUUUGCUCGGUCAUCUCAACUGAAGUUACAUCAGCGAAUUCACACUGCAGAGAGGCUGUUCAGCUGCUCUGAAUGUGGGAAAGGAUUCACUCAUUCAUCUCAGCUCUUAAGACACCAGCAAAUUCACACUGGAGUGAAACCAUUCAUCUGCUCAGAAUGCGGGAAAGGAUUCACCUAUUCAACUCAGCUGAAAGAACAUCAGUUUGUUCACACUGCGGAGAGGCCGUUCACCUGCUCAGACUGUGGGAAAGGAUUCAUUCGGCGUUCUCGACUACUGACACACCAGUUGGUUCACACCGGGGAGAAACCAUUCAUCUGCUCAGAAUGUGGGAAGGGAUUCACCCAUUCAGCUCAACUGAAGGAACAUCAGCGACUUCACACUGGGGAAUGGCCAUUCACCUGCUCUGAAUGUGGGAAGGGAUUCACUCGGUCAUCUCGACUGAAGGUGCAUCAGCGAGUUCACACUGGGGAGAGGCCGUUCAUCUGCUCUGAAUGUGGUAAGGGAUUCACUGGGUCAUUUCAUCUGCAGGUACAUCAGCAACUUCAUACUGGGGAAAGGCCAUUCGUAUGCUCUGAUUGUGGGAAGGGCUUCACUCAGUCAUUUCAACUGAAGAUACAUCAGCGAGUUCACACUGGGGAGCUGCCAUUCACAUGCUCUGAAUGUGGGAAGGGAUUCACUCAGUCAACCAGACUUGUGAGGCACUACCGAAUUCACACUGGGGAGAAACUGUUCACCUGCUCAGAUUGUGGGAAGGAAUUCACUCAGUCAUCUGACUUUAAAGAACAUCAGAGAAUUCACACUGGGGGAUGCCACUCACCUGUUCUGAGUGUGGGAAAGGAUUCACUCAGACAUCUCAGUUAAGACUAUAAGAUAUUGGAGCAGAAGUAGGCCGUUUGGCCUUUCGAGUCUGCUCUGCCAUUCAGUCAUGGGCUGAUCCAAUUCUUCCAGUCAUCCCCACUCCCUUGCCUUCUCCCCAUUUGAUGCCCUGGCUAAUCAGGAACCCAUCUCUCUCUGCCUUAAAUGCACCCAAUGACGUGGCCUCCACAGUUGACUGUGGCAAAAAUGUCCAAAGAUUUACCACACUCUAAAGUAAUUUCUCCACAUCUCUGUUCUAAAUGGACAUCCUUCCAUCAAGAUGUGGCCUCUUGUCCAAGACUCCCUUACCAUGGGAAAUAACUUUGCCAUAUCGAAUCUGUUCAGGCCUUUUAACAUUCAGAAUGUUUCAGUGAGAUGCCCCUCAUUCUCCUGAACUCCAGGGAAUACAGCCCAAGAGCUGCCAGACAUUCCUCAAACAGUAACCUUUUCAUUCCUGGAAUAAUUCUUGUGAAUCUUCCCUGAGGCCUCUCCAAUGUCAAUAUAUUUUCUAAAAUAAAGAGCCUAAAACACACAAUAUUCCAAGUGUGGUCUCACGAGUGCCUUAUAGAGCCUCAGCAUCACAUUCCUGUUCUUAUAUUCUAUACCUCUGGAAGUGAAUGCCAACAUUGCAUUUGUCUUCUUCACCACCAACUCAACCUGGAAGAUAACCUUUAGGGUAUCGUGCACAAGGACUCCCAAUUUCCUUUGUAUCUCUGCAUUUUGAAUUCUCUCCCAAUUUAAAUAAUCGUCUGCCCGUUUAUUUCUUCCUCCAAAGUGCAUGACCAUACACUUUACAACAUUGUAUUUUAUUGGCUACUUCUGUACCUAUUCCCCGAAACUAUCUCAGUCUCUCUGCAGGCUCUCUGUUUCCUCAGCACUACCCGCUCCUCCACCUAUCUUUGUAUCAUCAGCAGGUUUCACCACAAAUCCAUUAAUCUCAUAGUCCAAAUCAUUGACGUACAUCGUAAAAAGCAGUGGUCCAAACACCGACCACUGGAACUCCAGUGGUAACCAGCAGCCAGACAGAAUAGGAUCCCAUUGUUCCCACUCUCUGUUUUCUGUUGAUCGGCCAAUGCUUCACCCAUGCCAGUAACUUCCCUGUACCAUGGGCUCUUAUCAUGCUAAGCAGCCUCAUGUGCAGCACAUUGUCAAAGGCCCAAUGAAAAUCCAAGUACACCACAUUGACUGCAUCUCCUUUGUCUACCCUGCUUGUAAUUUCUUCUAAGAAUUGCAGUAGGUUUGUCAGGCAGGAUUUUACUUUUAGGAAACCAUGCUGGCUUUGGCCUAUCUUGUCAUGUGCCUCCCAGUACGCCAUAAUCGCAUCCCUAACAAUCGAUUCCAACAACUUCCCAACCACUGAUGUCAGGUUAACAGCUCUAUAGUUUCCCUUCUGCUGCCUCCCACCGUUCUCAAAUAGUGGAGUAACAUUUGCAAUUUUCCAGUCAUCCGGUACAAUGUCAGAAUCUAUCAAUUCUUGAAAGAUCGUUGGUAGAUUGCCUUCACAAUCUCUCCAGCUAUUUCCUUCAGGACCUGAGAGUGCAUUCCAUCAGGUCCAGGAGAUUUAUCCACCCUCAGACCGUUAAGCUUCCUGAGCACCUUCUCAAGUCGUAAUUUUCACUACACAUACUUCACUUCCCUGAUACUUUUGAAUGUCCAAUAUACUGCAGAUGUCUUCCACUGUCAAUACUGAUGCAAAAUACGUAUUCAGUUCCUCUGCCAUCUCUGUGUCUCCCAUUACAAUAUCUCUUGUGUCAUUUUCUAUUGGUAGUAUAUCUAUCCUGAACUCUCUUUUACCUUUUAUAUAACUUAGAAAAAUGUUUUUAGUAUCUUCUUUGAUAUUAGUCGCCUGCUUCCUUUCAUAAUUCAUCUUGUCCUUCCUAAUGACCUUCUGUAUCCAGAGAGCAGUGCCUGUCACGGCUCAGCACUGCCCUCUACCUGGUCGGAAGGCACAGCACAUGCCAGUCAACAUUUCACCCCUCCCAACCAAUCAAUGCACACGUAACCAUUGGCCACCUUAAUUGGAUUACCCCACCUAGCACCAAGCCUUUGGCCCCCCCCGGUGAAUCACUUGUGCUGGACCUUCCAGCCCCCUGACCUACAAAGGGUGCUACAUGUGCUUGGCUCGCUCUCUUUUUUGCCAUCCUCGAGGGACCUCCCUGCUUCACUCUAGGCUGAAGACUGUAGAACAGCGCUGGAAACACGUGGUGAGCUGUGCAUUGAAUAGUGUUUGGGAGCGUUUAUUGUUGUACCUGUAGCAGAGAGCCAUGCCUGCCCAUAGUUAAGGGGUGGCAGGUAGAGUAGAUACUUUUCCCUUGCUUGUAUAUGUACCUGUACCCUGUAAUCCUUGCCUUUGAGACCCAAAGAAUCUGUCUCAUUUGCGUCACAACAUUUGGCACUGUGAGCAGGGUGUCAGGGUGCGAAUCUUUAGUGGGUCCGGCUGCCAGCCAGACCGACGGGCUGCCCGCGACUGCUGCAGUUAUAUGAGCCUGCAGGCGACCUCAGUUCCCCUGAGCUGGAGCCCCUUGGCUGGGGUCGGGGCAGCUUGUGCUGCCUCCUGCAACGUGCAGCAGUGCUACCCGGAGCUCUUCUAGCUCCUUGUCCUUCUGACCACAUAAGUGCUGAAUGUGGUCGGUAAUCCUGACCUGGCGUCUCAGCAGGAACGCAAACAACCAAAAGGCACCCCUUUGACUCCCUUUAGCUUUGGGGAACCCUGAUUCCUUAAGGAGGGAGACCACGUGGUGGCCAGGCUUCUCGCCAUGGGGGUCUAACUGCUCAGACCAGUCCGCUGUUUUCCCGUGGUUUGCCAGCAUGCUGGCCAGACUCUCAAAUCCCUCCCUUUGACUAGUCCACCCGGGGAUCUUAUUCUGGGUGCCUGCACUGGCAUUCUUCCCCUUGUUCCAGAACAUUCUCCCCGGUGCUCUGUGUCCAGCCAAGACCUAUGAGACCCUGUUGGGUGUCCCCAGUGUCCCGCCAUCUGGCACGCUCCCCACCUCCCGACUGGGAAACCACCAAACCUCCCGAGACCGAGGACUCGAGUGGAGUAUGGAUAAGACAGCCACAGGGUCCCCCCAAGAAGGGAAAAAUUGUACAGGGGACACCCGCUGGGUCGCCAUUCAGGGUAACUCCAAUUUGACCUGUAUACAUACCCGGCAUACAGCGGCCGCCGGGACAAGAGGGCCAUUACAGAGGCGGAGAAGCUCUGGAUGAUAGGCUUUCUCAGUUAUGGAUUGUCCCGGGAGGUGAUCCAGAUGACCAGUGUGCUGGAGAAUGGCCAACGAGACGGCAGUGGCAGUGCAACACACUGAGGAUGCUCUCACCCGAACGGCGGCAGAACUGACAGCUGUCAGGAUGGUCGCCCUGCAGAACCGAAUGGCCCUGGACUACCUACUCACUGCUGAUGGUGGAACGUGUGCAGUGAUUGGUAAGGAAUGCUGUACCUGUAUCCCUGAUGAGUCUAGCAACAUCACCCACUUGGCUGCUCACUUUCGGGACUCGGUGGCUAAAAUUCAAAAAUCAAAAGACCAGCUCCUCCAGCAGAACACCUCGUGGGGCAAUUGGUGGCCGUUUGGGUCCCUGGGCAACUGUCAUCCACUGGUCCAUCGCACUCAUUCUUGUCAUCAUCGCUAUUUUAUACUAUGUUGUGCAUGCCAAAUUAUUUAGCUGCUUAGAAAUGGUUACUUCUAGUGUAUGUUGAUAUUGUUUUCACUCUGCCUUAUGUGUCCUGGCUGUGUGGUGUGUCUUCCGAGGGGUGGAGUGUCUCCAGAGAGCCGUGCCUGUCACGGCUCAGCACUGCCCUCUACCUGGUCGGAAGGCACACCACAUGCCAGUCAACAUUUCACCCCUCCCAACCAAUCAAUGCACGCUUAACCAUUGGCCAUCUUAAUUGGAUUAACCCGUCUAGCACCAAGCCGUUGGCCCCCUGUUGAAUCACCAGGGCUGGACUGUCCAGCCCCCUGACCUAUAAGGGGUGCUACAUAUGCUUGGCUCACUCUCUUUAUUGCCAUCCUCGAGGGACCACCCUGCUUCACUCCAGGCUGAAGACUGCAGAACAGCACUGGAGACCCGUGGUGAGCUGUGCAUUGAAUAGUGUGUGGGAGAGUUUAUUGUUCCUGUAGCAGAGAGCCAUGCCUGCCCAUAGUCAAGGGAUGGCAGGUAGCGUAGUUACUUUUCCCUUGCUGGUAUAUGUACCUGUACUCUGUCCCCACACCGUUUUCCCGUGUAUUGUACUGGGAAAUAGACUUUUCCCAGGCUGGUCUAUUCUAAGCACGUUUAUGCGAAUAUUGUAGCCGAUGUAUUGUCGCCAAGCUCUUCUCCCCUUGUAAAUAAACUCCUUAUUGUUAAAACUGUGUGUCCAGAAUCCUUGCCUUUGAGACCCAAAGAAUCUGCCUCAUUUCCAUCACAACACCUCAUUAGUUUCCUUCUGCAAGUUUUUAAAAGCUUCCCAAUCUAUCUUCCCACUAGCUUUGGCUUC
Mobula hypostoma (lesser devil ray) is the source of this 7454-nucleotide messenger RNA. RefSeq names its product gastrula zinc finger protein XlCGF26.1-like. The transcript has 4 exons. The record is from RefSeq and is a predicted model, not a curated record. NCBI's taxonomy places the organism in Eukaryota, Metazoa, Chordata, Chondrichthyes, Myliobatiformes, Myliobatidae. The coding region runs from base 1088 to 2989 and encodes 633 amino acids.